AUGACCGAAACUACUUCCAAUGUCAAGGCUGCCAUCGAGGAGGUCGCUUCUGCUCCGACGGACGCCAAGGUUCCAGAUCCCGAGGGCGAAGGAUACCCGCCUCUGGGCCAAAACGAGCCUACGAAAGAGGAAAAGGGAACUCCGAAAGAUGUUCCAACCUCGGGGACCAAGCCACAAGAUAUUACCCUCAAUCCGUUUGAGGAUAGGCCAAGUGUGGUCCACCUUGAGGACGAGGUGUCGAGCAUAUCAAAGGAGGCUCAGAGGAUUGCCUCGAUCGCCAAACCGCACAUAAAGACGGGGACAAGGGACCAACAACCUGCCUCCAGCGCUGAGCAAGCCGGCCCGGCCAUCGAAACCGUGGAUUCGACCGCUUCGAAAAAGGAGAGCACCAAGAAACGGACUAAACGUACAUAG
Messenger RNA from Scedosporium apiospermum, 414 nucleotides. RefSeq lists its product as uncharacterized. The coding region runs from base 1 to 414 and encodes 137 amino acids. Lineage: Eukaryota; Fungi; Ascomycota; Sordariomycetes; Microascales; Microascaceae. The transcript has 2 exons. The record is from RefSeq and is a predicted model, not a curated record.